This is a messenger RNA of Pediculus humanus corporis (human body louse), 798 nucleotides long. Its product is annotated as mitogen-activated protein kinase ERK-A, putative. Gene Ontology annotation, biological process: synaptic vesicle transport; neuron apoptotic process; protein phosphorylation. The transcript has 6 exons. Gene Ontology annotation, molecular function: ATP binding; cyclin-dependent protein serine/threonine kinase activity. Lineage: Eukaryota; Metazoa; Arthropoda; Insecta; Psocodea; Pediculidae. Gene Ontology annotation, cellular component: nucleus; cytoplasm. The record is from RefSeq and is a predicted model, not a curated record. Bases 1 to 798 code for a protein of 265 amino acids.
AUGCAAAAGUAUGAAAAGUUGGAAAAAAUCGGUGAAGGUACCUAUGGAACAGUUUUUAAGGCAAAAAACAGAGAAACUCAUGAAAUAGUAGCCUUAAAACGAGUUCGUCUUGACGACGAUGACGAAGGUGUUCCAUCGUCAGCAUUAAGAGAAAUAUGCUUGUUAAAAGAACUCAAGCAUAAAAAUAUAGUUCGGUUGUAUGAUGUCUUACAUAGUGAUAAAAAAUUAACAUUAGUAUUUGAACAUUGUGAUCAAGAUUUAAAAAAAUAUUUUGACAGUUUAAAUGGUGAAAUCGAUUUAGACAUAAAUGGGGAAUUAAAACUUGCUGAUUUUGGUUUGGCAAGAGCUUUCGGAAUUCCUGUAAAAUGUUACUCAGCAGAAGUAGUUACAUUAUGGUACAGACCUCCAGAUGUUUUAUUUGGUGCUAAACUAUAUACAACUUCUAUUGAUAUGUGGAGUGCUGGUUGUAUAUUUGCAGAGUUAGCUAAUGCAGGACGGCCAUUGUUUCCUGGUUCUGAUGUUGACGAUCAGCUUAAAAGAAUAUUCAAACUAUUAGGAACACCUACUGAAGAAUCAUGGCCUGGUUUGGCUCAAUUACCCGAUUAUAAACCUUUUCCAGUUUAUCAUCCGUCUAUGAGUUUUACACAAGUAGUUCCUAAAUUAAAUUCCAAAGGCAGGGAUUUAUUGCAAAGAUUAUUAGUUUGUAAUCCAGCUUUACGAUUGGCUGCUGAUGAUUGUAUGAUGCAUUCAUAUUUUUGCGAUGUAAGCCCAACAUUGAAAACCGAUAGACUGCUAUAA